Aspergillus ochraceoroseus IBT 24754 is the source of this 753-nucleotide messenger RNA. RefSeq lists its product as uncharacterized. NCBI's taxonomy places the organism in Eukaryota, Fungi, Ascomycota, Eurotiomycetes, Eurotiales, Aspergillaceae. The transcript has 4 exons. The record is from RefSeq and is a predicted model, not a curated record. The coding region runs from base 1 to 753 and encodes 250 amino acids.
AUGGCCCAGCCAGAUUUGCAGGCUCGAAGUUUAGACUGCGCCCUUGUAAAGGCUAUGCCGCUAUACAAGCCAGAGCCUUCGCUUUUGGCUUCGUGCAGAAUAAUGAUGCGGCAUCUUCCUAAGAUCCUCACGCAUCCCUUCAAGGCGUUUCGCCAGCCGCCCUGGGCAUUUCUGUCCGCCAUUCCAUCCCGAAUUGACCCGUCCUUGCUGGUGGAAGAGGAGAAUUCCCCCUACUACGAACCAGCUUAUUUUUACCCAGCGCGGAUUGAGCAACCCGUCAACACGAGGGCUGGCAUUUCGUUUGAAAAUGACUUGACUCAUUCUCCAUCCAGGGAAGUUCAGGGAGUCAUAUAUGUCUUAUCUUUGAACCUUUGCGUGAGUCACUGGGGAAAUAUUGCCAACGAUGGCAAGAUGCUUUCUACACACAACUACCUAACCAAUAACUGCAUUUUACGCACACUCAAACGCGACGACCUUGUCCCUCGUAACUUCAACUUUGAAACCGCUCUCUCCAAAGUCAACGGGGAAGAGAAGAGGAUUGUUUAUCAACUUCGUCAAGCGGAUGAUCAAAUGGAACCCCGGAGAGCGAAGUACAGCGAAGGAGCUACUGCAGGAUCCAUGGCUUUGCAACGAUUAUCCGCAGAUAUGAGGCUGUCUGUCUUCCAUCUUUGUUCAGUUCUGCGAUUAUUCCUUCCGUGGGCCGGCCUGGCCGGUUUGAAAUUACUGGCAAUCCUGGAGGGUCGGUCCAUUUAG